Nematostella vectensis (starlet sea anemone) is the source of this 3221-nucleotide messenger RNA. Its product is annotated as decapping and exoribonuclease protein. Gene Ontology annotation, biological process: NAD-cap decapping; nuclear-transcribed mRNA catabolic process. Lineage: Eukaryota; Metazoa; Cnidaria; Anthozoa; Actiniaria; Edwardsiidae. The record is from RefSeq and is a predicted model, not a curated record. Gene Ontology annotation, molecular function: mRNA 5'-diphosphatase activity. Bases 132 to 1376 code for a protein of 414 amino acids. The transcript is spliced from 3 exons. Gene Ontology annotation, cellular component: cytosol; nucleus.
CAGCUCGCGCUGUCAAUCGGGAAACGCCUGGCUUUUUCUGCUGGAGCCAUCUUUUUUGUUCUCUCCUUGCUUUCGUGACUUCGUCUUUAGAUUUAAAAAAAGGUUGAUUUUUACACCAACGAAGCUUCAAAAUGAAACGAAGAUAUGAAAACGAUCCCAAAGAACACGAUGAUACUAAGCGGGAGCGAAGGGAGGAAGCAGCGGAAACGGAACCGGAUAAAACAUUAGCGGUUACUCCAAUCGAUUCGUAUCGAUCGAGUUUCCCGUACUUCAGAAAACCAUCAGAAAUUGGUCACUUUUCCUUGGAUGUAGAUAGGAAAUUUCACGAUGACAGUCAUCAGUUGAAGUAUUUUUGCCCCCCUCAUGAGAUCCACUUCGAUCUAAGCGAAGGAUAUAAAGAGUUCAAAGCGAGAGACGAAGAUGUGAAAGAGGGACUAGGUCAUUUGCUAGAGUGGAUUAGUGCUCACAGAGAGAAAUUUGCACUACCAGGUGAAGAGAGGGUAGAGAAUGGACAAGCCGCAGAUGCCAGACCAGCAACGAAGAGUUUGAACACCAACUUUGUGACAUGGAGGGGCCAUCUCACCAAGCUGCUAUGCACUCCAUACGAGACCAAAGAGCCCUGGCAAAUGGCUGCAACCCUAUUCAAGGGCACUAUAUACCUCAGCGAGGUAGAAACUCAGGAGGCAUACGAUCGUCGAAAGAACAUGGAAGAGCGACAUAAAGAAAUGUGUUACUGGGGGCAUAAAUUUGAAACAUAUGUCACAAAGCUUGUGUCUGAACGAGGCAAGAGGGAAACAGUGAUGGGAGCAUCGACAUCUACUGCGUCAACAUCAGAGGGUGGCGCUUCAGCUAAGCCUGUCAAUAAUUCAGAAGCUUAUGUGUCAGUGUUCAGAUCAAGACUAGAGAGGCAUUCCCUGGUGUUUGGUGCCGAGAUAGACUGCUGCACUAAGGAAACAGAAGAAUCGCCAGGAAAUUACAUCGAGCUCAAGACGUCUCAUGCUCCACACAAUCACCAACAGCACUGGUCCUUCAAUCGCUACAAGUUGCUCAAAUGGUGGGCACAGUCUUACCUGGCAGGGGUGCCAAAAAUUAUUGCUGGUUUCCGUCAUCAUCACAGUCAUGUGGAUAAACUCCAAACUUACAACACCCUGGAAAUACCCCAUCUCCUUGAAAACCAACAAAACAUGUGGGAUUCAACCAUCUGCUUCAACUUCCUGGAAAAGUUUCUACGCUGGUUGCGCUCUGUGGUGGUGUUGGAUGACCCAAACAGAGUUUACCUUUUCUCAUUCAGGGCUCCAUUCGAACAAGUGAAAUACCAGGAAUUUACAAAUGGGGAGCAUAAGUUUUUGCCAGAGUGGUAUAUUAAGACAUUUUAAAUCAAUUUUGUAUAGUUACUUGUGUGUUUUGAGGGGUAAUCAAGUGAUAGAUGGCAAUACUUGUUCAGAAAUAGCAAGCUUGAUCAUCAAUAGGAAUUUAACUGGUGCUCUUCUUCUAAAACAAAAUAAAAGGACUAGUCUUUUAGCGACAUGUCAAGUUAUCGUAUCUAUUUAUAAAAAAAACUAUUUUUGAAAAACAAAAUGGACCAUGUUUUCUAUCUAUUGUUUGGUAAAUGUAAUUAAAAUAAUAAUGGUUUUGGAAAAGAACCUCUGAGCUGUUCUAAUGAAUAGGUCAUGAAAGAAAUAGAUGAAAAAAGUCAUAGGGGCAUUGUUUUUACUUAUUUUACACCAGAUUUUAAUUCCCCCUCACCUUAAAAUCUACAUAAGCCUGUAGAGCUAAAUCUAGAAAUCUAUAUACAUGCUACAUUUGUAUCUUUUUCCAGACAGAUUCAUUGUUAUCCCAUACUAAAAUACUGAGAAUCACAAUAAUACAAUGAUUCAGUAUUCCAUACUUUCAGAUAAUAAAAAAGUCCAAAUAUUGUUCUGUUUGUGGAUUAUUUUGGGGGAAAUUUUAAGUGGUUAUGUUAUGAAGAAUUCUGGGAGCUAUGGUUUGUUCAACAAAAAAAGUUAUUAUUGUCAUAUAAUAGUGCAGGGGAAGAUAAGACCCCACCCUGCACGUGCAGAGAUAAGAAACUAUGUGGGUAACUAGGCAAUGGAAUAAUUUGACUGCGUCAGUAAUUAAAAAGGUAAUUAAUUUUCAUUGUAUAUUCUUAUAAAAAAGAUUCUAGAUGGAGCUACUGUAAGGAUGUCAUUUUCUGCUCCGGAUCUCAACCUGAAUUUUUCUUUAGAUACUCCCAUGUAUUAUUAUGCUAGAGGAUCCAGCGUACUUUGCGGGCAGUUGUGACCUUUGACCUGGUAUUUGAUGAUAAGAUAGAAUUUUGAAAUGUUCAAUAAAAUAUAGUGUCCCCAUUUUAUUUUUGUGCUUUUAUGUUGACCGUAGGUCUCGCAGGUCUAUUUUGUUUUCAAAAAUAGCCUUUAAAAACAUGACCCCCUCACUCCCUUCUCACCGCACGCACGGUGUGAGACUCGGACUGAGCUGUCGGUUGCGUCCCAUUCGUCCCAGGGUUCCCGCCUACGGUAUUUAUAAUAAAAAAAACUCUUCGUGUGCUACGCUUUUUCGUGCACGGAACAAUAUUAGUAAGGAAUAAUGACAGUAGCACGUUUCGAGUAUUAGAUUUAUUAAGGAGUCACGGAACAUUGCUUCUGCGUCACUCCAUCCGGUGGAUCAUGAAUAUGCAUUAUUGUCUCAACAACACAAUCAAGACUAGUAAAACGUGAUCGGUGGGAAUCGGUGAACUUCUUUUCGAUUGCAGCGAAUAAUACUUUCAGUGCGAACAAGACUAAUUUCCAGUGAUAUAUAUAUAUACAGCUUAUGGAUUUGUUCUGGUGAAAUUUGACCCCGAAAGCGUGAUAGAAACUUGUUAUCUUUCAUCGUACAAACACUACUGAAUUCUCUUUCUGUUGUGAUACGAAAUGAUGUACUGAACGGUUACAGCGAAAUUAUCGACGACUUUGAAUGUGAAGAAUGAGCUUAUGCCAUGGAAACUUGAGGGAAAUCGAUUAUUUUGCGAAUUCUUUUUUUAACGUGACUAUCUCUUCAUUAGUUCGUGCUGGCUUGAACUUAUAGAAGCGUGCAACAGCGGAAAUCGACUGAGCUCUUCAACUUAUUUAUUAUAUUAUGGCUGGCGAUUUCCCCAACUGGCUUGGGCCUUUAUUGACCUCAGUACUUUUAAUUGUAAUCAUCAUUUGUGUUUGCUGGUAUUACUGUUACUGGAAGCCGAAAAA